This is a messenger RNA of Lachnellula hyalina, 1164 nucleotides long. RefSeq names its product Cytochrome P450 monooxygenase. NCBI's taxonomy places the organism in Eukaryota, Fungi, Ascomycota, Leotiomycetes, Helotiales, Lachnaceae. Gene Ontology annotation, molecular function: heme binding; oxidoreductase activity, acting on paired donors, with incorporation or reduction of molecular oxygen; iron ion binding. The record is from RefSeq and is a predicted model, not a curated record. Bases 1 to 1164 code for a protein of 387 amino acids. The transcript has 5 exons.
AUGAAGAUAAGUUGCCAAUACUGUCUGAUUAGCAUAGUCUCGAACGAUGUUGAUCAUGCUAGAAUCCGAAAAACUAUGGCACAUGCAUUCUCUGAGACCGCCCUUCGAGAACAGGAACCGCUCCUGAAGGAGCACAUCACUCGAUUAAUCAAACAACUAUCUAGACGAGUUGGCCAGGGAGAACGCGUUGACAUAAAUGAGUGGUACAAUCUUAUUGCCUUCGACGUCGUUUCAGACCUCUCAUUCGGCGAAUCUCUAGAUGCAAUACAAGGGGGAACGCGACAUGAAUUCAUCGAAGGCUUCUUCUCUGCCUGCAGAUACCAGCCGUUUUUUGUGAUGGCACGGGAAUAUAGAUCAAUUGGGCUCCUGCUGAAGGCUAUGAUGAGCAUCCCAAGUUUCAAAAGAGUACAAGAAAUGGGCUACCAGUCGACGAAAGACAAAGUACUGCGACGCAUCGCGCUCAAGUCUGAUACUCGCAGAGAUUUCAUGACAUAUAUUCUACGCCACAACGACAAACGAGGAAUGUCGGAGUUUGAAAUCAUCGGCUCUACAUCUGUCCUUGUCAACGCAGGUGGCGACACAACAGCAGCAGCUUUAGCAGCAAUUACUUUCUACUUGCUUCGUGACCCGAGAGUCAUGAAACAAGCCCAGGAUGAAGUCCGUCGCUCCUUCACGAAUCGAGAGGCCAUCACCUCCACGACCCUGGGACAAAUCACGUAUCUCAAUGCAGUUAUCGAAGAGGCGUUUCGAAUCCAUCCUCCCACAGCAGGGAACUUUGCGCGAAGGACCGGCCCCGAGGGCGACAUUAUUGACGGCCACUUUGUUCCUCCUGAUGUUUCGGUUGGUAUCCAUCAGUGGGCUGCAACGCAUUUUGAUACCAAUUUCUGCGAUCCCGACAAGUUCGUCCCUGAGCGCUGGCUCCCUGAUGCGCCGGAGCGAUACAAGAACGAUAUAAAAGCUGCCUCGCAGCCGUGGUCCAUUGGCCCGCGCAAUUGCCUUGGGAGGAAUCUCGCCUACCUUGAGAUCCGUUCCGUCUUGGCGCAUAUCUUAUGGUCCUUCGAUAUGGAGCUACGCGAUGAGAGCCGCAAUUGGGCAACGAAUCAGCGUUUCGAUAUCGUUUGGGACAGGCCACCGCUGUAUGUUGAGUUGAAGGGUAUGCAGUGA